Molecule: messenger RNA, 1957 nt
Organism: Acinonyx jubatus (cheetah)
Lineage: Eukaryota; Metazoa; Chordata; Mammalia; Carnivora; Felidae
Gene: TDRD10
Product: tudor domain containing 10
Exons: 3
Coding region: 715-957 (80 amino acids)
Source: RefSeq, a predicted model, not a curated record
GGUGGGGGGGUGGGCGGAGGGGUCUCCUGCUGGCGGAGACCCCACCCUCCCGCCCUUUGCUCCGGCUCUUGACCCAGAGGCUCCUUCCUUCCUCGCCCUGCUGCCGAGGGGACGCUUCUGGGACCGGGGCUGGCCGGCCGCCAUCGCCACGUCGGAGGGGAGGGGAGGUGGGGCUGCUGGUGACCCGGAUCGUCCCUCGGACCCCCUUCGGCUGGGCUUGCUGGCCGCCCCCUCGGGCUGCGGGGCCUCGCCGGGGAGGGCGUGCUGCCAGUUCUCCCUGCUCGCCCUCGGUCGCGCAGGGCAGACGAGCCGUGCUGGUGGAGGGGUGGCGUCCACACACGCGUGUGUCCCUCGGGCGGCCUGCGGGUCCGGCGCCUGAACACGCAGACGCUGUUCCACGCGCUGGCCCUGCCUGCCUGACUCCGCCGUGCGGCCCGGUGCCACCUCGGGGGCUCGGGGCGGCCCGGGACAGGUGUGAGCCAGGCAGGGUCGGGCGAGUGCCCUGGGGCUCCUUCCUCCUCCCUGGACUCUGGCUUCUCCACUGCCGCGUCCUCUCGGGGUCCCUCUGCUGACACGCUUUGUGGCUGGGGAAGGUGCUCCUGGCCCUGACCUCCAGCCGCCCCGUCGAGGGCCGCUGAGGUGGCUGAACACUGUCCCCUCGCCCGUCCCUCCCUCGGCCAGGUGCUGGACGGGGCGGGCGCCUGGGCUGUGGUCAUGUUCGUCGACCUCGGCCGGUCGGCCACCCUCCCCAUGCGGUCCCUGUGCGGCCUGGACAGUGACAACUUCAGGGCCAUCCCCCCUCUGACUCAGCCAUUCAUGCUGGACAAAGGUCCAGACACCUGUCGGGCCUCGGUUUCCACACCCUCGGGAUGGAGACGCCUCUUCUCGGCCUUUGUCUUUGUGCUUCUGUCGAGGCAUUUUGAGUUCGGACCAGGCGAUCCGUCACUGGUGUUUUGAACUUGGAGGUACCUGCCCCGUGUCUGUGCGCCUUCCCGUGCCGCACUAUCACCUGGCAUUUCCCCUAAAGAAACUGAACUUAUCCAGGGGUUGGGUGGACGGGCCGGGCGGUCCUUCCUUUCCACGAAGACCGACUCUCUCUCUUCCAGUCGGGCAUCCUGAUGUUCGGAGAGUUUAAAUGACACGGCCACCGUGCGCCCUCCCCGUCCCAGUCUGCCUGCCCCGUCCUCAGACGCGUUGCACUCUCGAGACCUUGGGACGAAGAGGCCCCGGCACCCACAGCUGCUGCCACUCGCACGUGGCCUGGCCCCCAGCUCACCCCUCAGAAGAGUCAGACGUCUCCGUGUGUCCUGUGUCUGGAGCCUCCGUGAGGUUGAAGCCUGAGGCAGCCGGUGGGCCCUCCCCACGCCUCCUCUGUGCACCCGGAGCAUGACAGGACGGGCAUUGUUGCCCUGUGGUUCUGAGGAACAGAGGGGCCCGGCGUCGGGUCUUCCUGGCCUUCCCGGGUGGGAUUGGGGAGCACUUAAGCGCCGAGCGGUCACCUCGAAUAAAUGUCGGCAUGUUUCGUGAAUCUGGGUGUUGAUCCUUCUGUGUGGCCACCGUCCCCGGCCCUGCCCUGUGAGACCAGAGCCGCCGUGGUGUGCCUGCCCCCCGCGGUCCCCCGGAACCCCGCUGUCCUGAGCAGCUCGUUUGUCCUGGUGCAGAGAAGAGCCCUGGCGUUCCAUGCUCAGGACGGUACAGCCUCGUUUCUCUUCUGUGCUUUGCAGCUUCAAGAGAGCCCUCGACUCAAGGUCAGGAAGGGGGAGUGGAGUUUGAGCGGAAAGGUGGAGGGCUCCCUUCGAGUUGGUCUCCGCUCACCAGAGCUGGCGCUCCCCCUCAUGUCAGGGAACAUGGACCCCUCUGUUCCUUUAUUUUUAUUUGUAAAAGAUCUUAAGCAGGUUCCAUGCCCAGUGUGGAGCUCGGUGCAGGGCUUGAACUCAUGACCCUGAGGUCCAGACCU